AUGGCCCGUGGCAACAACCGUCCACCGCCAGCUGAUUCCACCUCUUCCACUACAGCCAAUUAUACCUCUAUGGAUGAUUCCUCUAGUCCAUAUUUUUUGCAUAGUAAUGACCAUCCUGGCCUCGUUUUGGUCUCUCAUUGUUUAUCAGGUUCCAAUUUUAAUUCAUGGCAUCGUGCAAUGUUGCUUGCAUUGACUGCCAAAAAUAAGCUGGUGUUCAUUGAUGGCUCUCUUCUCCUUCUUGCCUCCACUGAUCUUUUAUUUUCCGUUUGGAAUCGAUGUAACUCCUUGGUACUCUCAUGGAUCUUGAACUCCGUCACCAAAGAGAUUGCUCAUAGUUUACUCUAUUUUACCAACGCAUAUGAAGCUUGGACUAAUUUGAAAACCCGGUUCUCCCAGGUCAAUGGUCCUCGAAUAUUCCAACUUAAACAACAGAUAUCAUCCAUAUGUCAAGGCUCCUUGGAUGUUAAUAGCUACUACACCAAGCUCAAAUCUCUCUGGGAUGAAUUGCUGGAUUAUGCUCAUCUUCUGCCUUGUACUUGUGGAGCUCUAUGUCACAUUAAUACACAUAGAGAGCAGGAUCACGUUCUCCAGUUUCUUAUUGGGCUAAAUAAUUCCUACUCUUCCUCGCGUGCUUAA
This is a messenger RNA of Gastrolobium bilobum, 636 nucleotides long. RefSeq lists its product as uncharacterized. The coding region runs from base 1 to 636 and encodes 211 amino acids. The record is from RefSeq and is a predicted model, not a curated record. Lineage: Eukaryota; Viridiplantae; Streptophyta; Magnoliopsida; Fabales; Fabaceae. The transcript has a single exon.